UGACCCAGCAUAGGCGGGGAGGUGACCCUGCGGUGUGGGGCCCAGGGCUUCUACCCUGCGGACAUCUCCUUGAUUUGGCUGAGGGAUGGUGAAGAACAGCUCCACAACACAGAGUUCAUUGAGACCAGGCCAGGGGGAGAUGGCACCUUCCAGAAGUGGGCUGCUGUGGCCAUGGCCCUGGUCCAGGAAGACAGAUACAGCUGCCCAGUCCAGCGCGAGGGAUUGCCUGAGCUCUUCACUCUGAAAUGGGCAUUUCACUCUCUGAGGUAUUUCCAAACUUCCAUGUCUCUGCCUGGGAGAAAGCCGCAGUUCAUCUCUGUGGGCUACGUGGACGAUCUGCAGUUCAUGCUCUUUGACGGGAACAGCCCGAAUCAGAGGGAGGAGCCCAGAGCACCGUGGUUGGACCAGAUGGACCAGGAUUACUGGGAGAAGAACUCAAGAAUUUCCAGGGAGACCGCUCAGACUUUCGAAGUGGGCCUGCAGAAUCUGCUGGUCUAUUACAAUCAAAGCGAGGGCGGACUUCACACUUACCAGCGCCUGGUCGGAUGCGAGGUGUCUCACAACAGGAUGUUCAGGCGUGGGUUCGAGCAAUACGCUUACGACGGGCAAGACUACAUCUCCCUGGACUUCGAGACGCUGAGCUGGACGGCUGCGGACAUCCCAGCUCUGAACUCCAAGCACAAGUGGGAGAUGGAGCCGAGCAUCGCCCAGAGACAGAAAACUUAUCUGGAGAAGAAUUGCGUUCAGUGGCUUUACAAGUACCUGGAGAUCGGGAAUGAGACGCUGCUCCGCGCAGACCCUCCCUCUGCUCGAGUCACUCAUCACAUCAGCCAUGAAGGAAAGGUGAUGCUGAGGUGCUGGGCUCGAGAUUUUUACCCUUCGGACAUCUCCUUGAUUUGGCUGAGGGAUGGUGAAGAACAGCUCCACAACACAGAGUUCAUUGAGACCAGGCCGGGGGGAGAUGGCACCUUCCAGAAGUGGGCCACUGUGGCCAUGGCCCCGGGCCAGGAAGACAGAUACAGCUGCCAAGUCCAGCAUGAGGGACUGCCUGAGCCCCUCACUCUGAAAUGGGAGCCCCAGGCCUCAUCCAUCUUAAUCUUUGUGGUGGUCAUUAUUGCUGGUUUCCUUUUUGCAAUUAUUGCUGGAACUGUGAUCUGGGAGAAAACUGAUUUCAGUUGGAAGAUUCAAGGAUUACAUUCAGGCAUCACGCAGUGAUAGUGCACAGGAGUCAGAUGUGUCCUACAGUAAAAGCUCAGAAAAUCAUCUUGUGUGGAAUUGUGCAAAAAACCCAGGGAUACUCAAGUCUCCGAUUCCUGUCUGUUCCUGUUGACCUCUGGUUUCUUUCUGUAGCUUUGAUUGAGGCUGGCAGGAGUUCUGAGGUUCAGGGAUGUGUCAAAGAAGUUCAUCCCCUCCCCUUCCUGAGUAGCUUUUCCAUCAAACAUUCCUGACAUAGCACAGUUGUGCCAAUUUUGCAUCGGUGAACCUGCUGUGCGUCAAUAAAGGUUAAGGCUUUGGGCUUGGGAGAGGGAGAGAAGCAAGAAGAGAACAAAAAAGGAAGACGUUGGGAACAGAGCAGGCAGGGAAAGGGGGAAGGAGGAGGAGACUUGCAGCCUAGGUACCAUACCCACCCCCAACUAUAAAAUGUAUAUAUCUGGGUAGAAAUAUUAUUUCAAUUCUUACAGGGAUGAGGAAGAGAAAGAAAAAAUAGUGAGGCAUAGAGAAAAAAACGAAUUGGAAAAACAAUAACAGUAACAAAAAAACCCCAAACCCCCAAAACCAACCCAGGCAUUUCUCAAGACAUAGGAAAAUGCAGUGAACCAUUCAUAACCUCAUGGAAUAAAGUUCUUCUUCCCAGGUGUUUGUGACAUACCAUUCCUGCGGAGUACGCCAAAACAUAGAAAUCUCGGUUCAAGGCUGCAUAAACAGUUCCAAGAAGUCCUGGGAAUGGGUUAACUCCUCUGUUCACACUCUGGGGAGGAUUGGGGAGGAUAGAUUGUUUCUCUUGAAAAGAGCUUUAAAUCUAGUGUGCAGCUUGCAAUAAACGUUCAUUAUCCUUGCUUUGAUAA
Molecule: messenger RNA, 2066 nt
Organism: Monodelphis domestica (gray short-tailed opossum)
Lineage: Eukaryota; Metazoa; Chordata; Mammalia; Didelphimorphia; Didelphidae
Source: RefSeq, a predicted model, not a curated record